AAGUUAGGUUAGGUGAGGUGCGACUUGGUAGUGUGUGUGUGUGUGUACCUCCAUAGACCUCUGGUUAGAGAGUCAACUAACGCUCCAUGACCAUGAGCCUAAUUCCAAGCCACAAUCGACGACACAAUCCUAUAUAGAAUCGCAUGUAGUCACACUGUCACAGGCAAUGUGAGCCCAGCCGCUCCUGUAUAUAAAGCAGUCUCCGGUUGCUGUGCCAGAGAGAGAGAGAGAGAGAGAGAGACAGAGAGAGAGAGAGACUCCCUGCCCUCCGGCGGCUGCACUACUUCAUCUGCAUUGGUCUGAAUCAUGGAGAUCGAGUCGGCCAAGUGCGAGUGCUGCGGCCUCCGGGAGGACUGCACCCGGGAGUACAUCGCCGCCGUGAAGGCGGACUUCGGGGGGCGGUGGCUCUGCGGGCUGUGCUCGGAGGCGGUGCGGGACGAGGUGGCCGCCAAGAAGCGGGGUGACCUGGAGAGCGCCGUCAGGGACCACAUGUCCUUCUGCGCCAAGUUCGGCAAGAAGGGCCCGGCCUUCCGCGUCGCCGACGGCAUGCGCCAGAUGCUGCGCAGGCGCUCCAGCGACAUCUCGGCCACCUCCUCCGCCGCCUCAUGAUUGCUCUACCCCUACCCCCUGAUCGAGGGGCGGAGGAAGAAGAAGGGUUGCAUGCCCUGGCGGCUGUGAAGAAGAAGAGGAAAGCAGCCACUGAUCAAGCUAGCGGUGAUCCUUGACAAUGGCAGGUUCUAGGAUCGGUUGGUAGUUUAAUGAAUCUUGUCACUGUACUAGCUAGUUGCAAGUCAGUGUCAUUGGCUUGGUUGUCCUCUAUCUCCAUUAGAGGGGUGCCAAGCUAAGCCUUCUUAGGCCUAGAAGAAGGCGGCGCUAGCUUCUUGAACGUUCUGAGUUUUGGUACAAGGAGAGGUUGUACAACUCGAACCGCAAUCACAAUGUACCAUUAAUCGCUUCAUAUCUCGAAUUGAAUUUAUUUUUUUCUGCAUCUUUCUUUA
This is a messenger RNA of Panicum virgatum (switchgrass), 998 nucleotides long. RefSeq lists its product as uncharacterized. The record is from RefSeq and is a predicted model, not a curated record. Bases 307 to 609 code for a protein of 100 amino acids. Lineage: Eukaryota; Viridiplantae; Streptophyta; Magnoliopsida; Poales; Poaceae. The transcript has a single exon.